AUGCUUGGAGUCAUCUCCAACCAUGCAGCGAGCUCCGGCAAACUUGGAUCAAUCACGCUUGUGGGCGCAGGACCGGGUGAUCCUGACUUGCUUACUCUUGGAGCGUUGAAAGCGAUACACGCGGCAGACCUUGUGAUUGCAGAUAGACUUGUCUCAAAAGAAAUUCUAGCGCUGAUCAAGUCUGAGUUGAAGAUUGCCCAGAAGUAUCCAGGAUGUGCACAUGACGCACAGAAUGAGAUUUAUCGCUGGUGUGCAGAGGGUUUGGUAGAGGGCAAGAAGAUUGUUAGAUUAAAGAUAGGUGAUCCUUUUGUAUUUGGACGUGGAGGUGAAGAAGUUUUGGAGCUCAGGAAGUUUGGUGUUGAAGCCAAAGUUAUCCCAGGAAUUUCCUCGGCUCUUGCAGGACCUCUCGCAGCUGGAAUACCAGUCACUCACAGAGGUGUUGCUAACCGUGUCGUAUUUUGCACUGGUAUGGGAAAGGAAGAGAGCAUUCCAGAUAUACCAGCAUACCAUCCUGAACAAACGUGCGUUUUCUUGAUGGCUGUCGGUAGACUGAAAGCUCUCACUGAUGACUUGACAAAAGGAGGAUAUCCUUCGACAACGCCCGUUGGAAUCAUCGAAAGGGCGACAACUCCGCAUGAGCGCACCAUCCGAGGGACUAUCGAAGACAUUGUCAUCUUAGCAUCAGAAGAGAAGAUCAGGCCACCUUCUGUUAUCGUUGUUGGAGAGGCUGUCAAUGUACUCAGCAAACAGGAGAAACAUCAUCAAACCAUUAUUCCUUUCAGACGUAGCGCCAUGUCGUUGGAGUCCUUGUCGAAAGCUUGCGAACCAUCGGGAGAAGGGAGCGAAAGUUGAAAUCAAAGUUACUUCAAAGUUAUGAAUUUAUUCACAAG
Molecule: messenger RNA, 890 nt
Organism: Guillardia theta CCMP2712
Lineage: Eukaryota; Cryptophyceae; Pyrenomonadales; Geminigeraceae
Exons: 6
Coding region: 1-852 (283 amino acids)
Biological process (GO): siroheme biosynthetic process
Molecular function (GO): uroporphyrin-III C-methyltransferase activity
Source: RefSeq, a predicted model, not a curated record